Messenger RNA from Elephantulus edwardii (Cape elephant shrew), 1266 nucleotides. RefSeq names its product F-box protein 22 (gene FBXO22). The record is from RefSeq and is a predicted model, not a curated record. Gene Ontology annotation, molecular function: protein binding. The transcript has 7 exons. Lineage: Eukaryota; Metazoa; Chordata; Mammalia; Macroscelidea; Macroscelididae. Bases 49 to 1266 code for a protein of 405 amino acids. Gene Ontology annotation, biological process: regulation of skeletal muscle fiber development; protein polyubiquitination; positive regulation of proteasomal ubiquitin-dependent protein catabolic process.
GGUCCCUCCGGGCCGCCGUAGAGUUUGCCACAGGCUGGCUGGGGAGCAAUGGAGGUGGUGGGCGGCGGCGGCGGGGACUGUCGCAGCUCCUCCUCCGCAGACCCGCGGAGCACUUACGUGCUGGGUAACCUAGCAGAAGUGGUGGAACGUGUACUUACCUUCCUACCCGCCAAGGCGUUGUUGCGGGUGGCCGGCGUCUGCCGCUUAUGGAGAGAGUGUGUGCGCAGAGUGUUGCGGGCCCAUCGCAAUGUGACCUGGGUUUCUGCCAGCCGGGCAGAGGCCAACCACCUGGAGAGGCAUUGCUUGGUCCGCGCGCUAGCAGAGGAGCUUGAGAAUGUUCGCAUUUUACCACAGACGGUUUUAUACAUGGCUGACUCAGAAACAUUUAUCAGUCUGGAGCAGUGUCGUGGCCACAAGAGAGCAAAGAAAAGAACUAGUAUGGAAGCAGCAUUGGUCCUUGAGAAGCUAUUUCCGAAACAGUGCCAGAUCCUUGGGAUUGUUACCCCAGGAAUUGUAGUGACUCCAAUGGGAUCAGGCAGCAAUCGACCUCAGGAAAUAGAAAUUGGAGAAUCUGGUUUUGCUCUUUUAUUCCCUCAAAUUGAAGGAAUAAGAAUACAGCCCUUUCAUUUUAUUAAGGAUCCAAAGAAAACGACACUAGAAAGACAUCAACUCACAGAUGUAGGCCUGCUAGACAACCCUGAACUGCGUGCGGUCCUUGUGUUUGGCUACAAUUGCUGCAAGGUAGGGGCCAGCAAUUACCUGCAGCGAGUGGUCAACACCUUCAGUGGCAUGAACAUCAUCGUGGCUGGAGGCCAGGUGGACAACCUGUCCUCGCUGACUUCUGAAAAGCACACUCUGGACAUUGAUGCUACUGGAGUCGUUGGACUGUCAUUCAGUGGACAGCGGAUCCAGAGCGCCACAGUGCUCCUCAACGAGGACGUCAAUGACGAGAAGACCGCCGAGGCCGCGAUGCAGCGCCUGAAAGCCGCCAAUAUUCCCGAGCACAACACCUUUGGCUUCAUGUUUGCAUGUGUGGGCCGGGGCUUUCAGUACUACAGAGCCAAAGAAAAUGUGGAGGCUGAUGCGUUCCGGAAGCUCUUCCCCAGUGUUCCUUUGUUUGGCUUCUUUGGAAAUGGAGAGAUUGGAUGUGAUCGGAUAGUGACUGGGAACUUUAUACUGCGGAAAUGUAAUGAGGUAAAAGAUGAUGAUCUGUUUCACAGCUAUACAACAAUAAUGACGCUCAUUCAUCUUGGCUCGUCGAAAUAA